CGCUCGCGUUCAUUCGUGAUCGAGUCUUCGAUUGCGCACUUUUUACAAGUUUCUACUUAGCCUGUUAGGCCAAAAUAUACUUAAGGUUCCAACCAUGAAAGAGAGCACAAGUUUCAGCGUACAAGAACAUACCAGUGCAGCAUGUGUUUUGAUAAAUGGAUCGACAUUUUCCGAGAACCCGACAAGGGACGUUUUGGUCGGCGAAUCACCAGAAUUCAAAACUUCCAAGUUAUUUUUGUAUUUCAUCAUUUUAGCGUUCAGUUCACUUGGCAAUGGACUAGUCUUUUGUUUAAUUUCCUGCAAUCGCCGGCUUCGUCAAGCUUCGUCGAACAGGUUGUUGUUAAAUCUGAGUGCUUGCGAUUUUCUAACGCCAUUAUUGAGCAUCCCGUUCGAUUUAGCUCUGGAGGAACGCAGUUACGUGUGGCCUUACGGCGCGAUAAUGUGUCGAAUGUUGUGGCCAGCAACGACAUUUACAGCUACAGCCUCUGCCUUAACCUUGGCGGGCAUUUCUUUAGACAGAUUCCGCCUUCUAAUGCACCCCUUUACCCCGCGUCUUACGAAAAGACAGAUAACCUUUCUCAUCUCAAGCGUUCACAUUCUGUCAGCGGUUGUAGUGGUACCCUAUGUCAUCGUCUUAAAACUUGAAGAUCACAAUUGUGGGGAAGCAUGGCCAAACUUCACCUCCAGACAAGCCUAUACGGUAAUCUUGUUCCUGGUACAGUACGCAUUGCCUCUCAGCUUUAUGACAGCCAUGUACACAUUGGCGUUGACGAAACUAUAUAACGUGACCAGUAACACGACUAAGAUGCGCUCAAGGGGAGAAAUACACCGAGAUCGCGAGAGCAACAACAGCACAGAGAGAGGUAGGGGAGUGGUUCGGAAGAUAAGCUCUCGCGUGGCUACGAGCAUGAGGCGUGGUUUCGAGGUGGAGUCGAAUGUACGGGUGACAAAACUUUUCAUCGUUAUUGUUGCAAUUUUCGCCGUCUUUAUGCUGCCCAACCAGGUACUCUGGUUAUGGUCAGAUUUUGGCGGAGGACACACGCACCAGGAUUUGAACUCAAUUAAGAUUAUCUGUUGGCUUUUCACGUACACUAAUUGUGUUUGCAAUCCUGUUAUUUUUAUGAUAUUUUGUAAGGAAUUUCGAGCAGAGUUAGCAAAGAUUCCAAAGAAACUGUGUCCAAACGGUCCCAGACCCCAGCUCAGCCUAUCGCGGUCGAGUGGGCCUCCAACCCAGUGUAUACCAAUGAUAGAAUGCGUUUCCUCACCAAACCAUUACCAGUCCCUAGACGAUAAAUGACUUGAAGGAAAACACACCAUGAUCGACGUGUAAAGCAGUUCGACUGUGAAAUACGAAUUGAUGAUAUUAGCAAAUUCUUAGAUUCUUGAGAUUUCAACAUUGUGGUUUUAGACUGCAUCAGUCUGACAAGUUGAUGACAAAGUGAAAAUUUCCCUCGUGGGUCUGUUGAUAGUAGACUGGGAAAAGGUGAGAGAAAGUAAAUCCCAGUAAACUACCGUUUUUUCAACAAUCAUCUAACUCAGAACAUGUGAAUAGUCACAUAAAACUACUUCAUGAUACAUCAAGGCCAUUCAGGAAGAUACAUCCUUUUCAAAUAAACAUAAUAACAACGUAAAA
Messenger RNA from Pocillopora damicornis (cauliflower coral), 1633 nucleotides. Its product is annotated as galanin receptor type 1. Gene Ontology annotation, molecular function: G protein-coupled receptor activity. The record is from RefSeq and is a predicted model, not a curated record. Gene Ontology annotation, biological process: G protein-coupled receptor signaling pathway. NCBI's taxonomy places the organism in Eukaryota, Metazoa, Cnidaria, Anthozoa, Scleractinia, Pocilloporidae. Gene Ontology annotation, cellular component: plasma membrane.